UGUCCCUCGGACACAGUGGAUCACGGAAAGAGCCGAAGAUGUCAGCUCGGUCAUGUAAUCAGCUGUGUCCAAUCACAGCUGAUCACAUGUGCACUGAUCAUCAGGGCACUGAUGAUCAGUGUGCUCUGAUGAUCAAUGUGGCCCCAGAAGUGCCACCUGUCAGUGCUCAUCAGUGCCACGUGCCAGUGCCCAUCAGUGCCACAUCAAUGCCACAUAUCAGUGCAUACCAGUGCACAUCAAUGCCACAUAUCAGUGCCCAUCUGAGCUGCCUUUCAAUGUCACCCGUCAGUGCCACCUAUCAGUGCUGCCAAUCAGUGUGCCAGUCAGUGUCACCUAUCAGU
This is a messenger RNA of Staurois parvus, 341 nucleotides long. The record is from the annotation of a GenBank genome assembly. Lineage: Eukaryota; Metazoa; Chordata; Amphibia; Anura; Ranidae.